Messenger RNA from Phragmites australis (common reed), 1403 nucleotides. RefSeq names its product dof zinc finger protein DOF3.6-like. Lineage: Eukaryota; Viridiplantae; Streptophyta; Magnoliopsida; Poales; Poaceae. The record is from RefSeq and is a predicted model, not a curated record. Gene Ontology annotation, biological process: regulation of DNA-templated transcription. The transcript is spliced from 2 exons. Bases 273 to 1175 code for a protein of 300 amino acids. Gene Ontology annotation, molecular function: DNA-binding transcription factor activity; DNA binding.
GACACAUGUCAUCACAAGAGAGAUGAUCUUUUAUAGAACAGAGUUUUAUAAAAUUUACUUUGCAAAGCUAAAGGUGUGAUUCCGUUUCCAUUACCAUUAUAUAUAUUCCCCUACCCUUCCCCGGCUGCUGGUGCUGCUGCUUUCUCCUCCACAACAAGCUCCUAUCAAGCCAAAAGAUAGAGGCGAGAAGCAAUUAACUCCUCCCAAAAGAUAGAGGCCAGGAUCAAGGUCAGGCUCAGCUAACUAGAAUAUAAUCAAGAUCGCCACGCACCAUGAUCUUCCCUUGUGCCUUCCUAGAUUCCUCAAGCAGCUGGAAUACUAACCUGCAGCAGCAGGUGCAGCCAAAUAGCAGCAAUAGUAUUAGUACUUCAGCUGUUGCUGGUGGUGAAGCCAAUCUUCACCAACAUGGAUCAGCCAUGCCUGCCGCUGCCGGGGAGCUUGCUGAAGGAGGAGGGGCGGCCAAGCCGAUGCCCAUGUCGGAGCGCGCCCGGCUAGCAAGGAUCCCGCAGCCGGAGCCAGGGCUCAAGUGCCCCCGCUGCGACUCCACCAACACCAAGUUUUGCUACUUCAACAACUACUCCCUCACUCAGCCCCGCCACUUCUGCCGCGCCUGCCGCCGCUACUGGACGCGCGGCGGCUCCCUCCGCACCGUCCCCGUUGGCGGCGGCUACAGUCGCCACGCCAGGCGCGCGAAGCCAAAGGCGUCAUCAUCAGCGUCCACCGUUGCAGCCACUACCGCAGCAUCGGCAUCGGCAACAUCGUCGGCGUCCACUGCCACUGUGACGCCCAAUCUCCGAGUUAUGCUCAGCACCGGUGCGUCGUCGAUCCUGCCGCCUUUGCAGCAAUACCGUCUCACUGACUUUGACAUGGCGAACCUUGGCUUGAGCUUCCCUGGGGGCGGUGGGAGCAGUGUACCGGGGUCGGGGAUGAUGGAGCAGGAAUGGAGGGCGCAAUCGCAGAUGCACAGCUUCCCGCUCUUGCACGCUAUGGGUCAUCAGAUGGCGAUGCCGAGCAUGUUCCAUCUAGGGUUAGAGAGUGGAGGCCGCCAAGGUUUCAGCAGCGAAGAUGGACGAGAGUUUCACGUGAUGCCCAUCAAGAGAGAUCAGGAGUACCCAACUAGGGCCAUGUAUGGAGAUGUCACUGGCCAGCAGGCUUUCUAUUAUUCCGGCCAGUAGCUAGCACUGCAGGUAACCUCGAUCUAGCUGACCAGAUCAGCGCCAAAUUAUCUAGCUAGGUCUAUAUAUGAAUUACAUGAUCAUAUAUGGUGGGUGAUUGAAAAUGGUGUUAUGAUCUGAUGUGCCGCACACAAUCUCCAAAUAUUGCAAGAACUUGACGGGGAGAUCUCGUUAAGGAGAAAAUAAUGGAAACACGAAUUAACACUAUAUAUAACGUUUGAUCGAUUA